UAAAUAAACAAAAAGCUUAAAUUUGUGAAAAAUUAAAUUAAUUUCUAUUUAAAAUAAACAUUAUCUCGUAUUAGUGUAUUUUUAAUUAAAAAAUGGAUCGAGGAAAACGUUACAAUGCCGGCAACCGAAUGUCGAAAUUGUUGGAUGAAGAAGAUGAUUGUCCUGAUGAGUUUUACAAGGAAAACUAUGGGGGUUUUGAAAAUACUGAAUCGGACAACGAAUAUCAAGCUGAAGAAGAAGGAGAGGACGUUGUAGAUUCAGAUUUCAGUAUUGACGAAGAUGACGAACCAAUAUCCGAUAUUGAGGAUGCAGACAAUCCCAGGAAAAAACGUAGACUCGUUACGAAGGCAUAUAAGGAACCAGUAGCAAGUACUUCAGGAAUAUCAAAACCAAAGCCAAAACCUGCAAUUCCAAAAGAGAAAACUGACCCAAAUGAUACAUCUAUUGAUUCAUCUGAAAGAAAAUCUAAAAGAAAAUCUACAGCAGCAAAAACAGCAGAAACAGUACACAGAAUGAAAGUGAGAGAUCAAGAAUCGAAACAGCGUCCUAAAAAAGCUAAAGAAGAAGAAUUAAUUCCCACUCAGGAAGAACUUUUAGAGGAAGCUAAAAUCACUGCUCAAGAAAAUUUGAAAUCUCUAGAAAGAUAUCAGAAACUAGAAGAUGAAAAAAAAACUAGGAAAAUUGGAAAGAAACAAUUUACAGGCCCUACAAUAAGAUACACUUCAACUAGAGUGCCUCUAAUUGAAGAAACUAAUGAUGAAACAACAAAAGUUUGUGAAAGAACUGUUAUAUCAAUCCAAAACGACCCACACAAUAUUACUUUCAACAAAAUAUUCGGAGUGAAACCUGCUUCUAAAGCCCCUAGACUACUCUAUUGCGGCAUCACAGGGUUGCCUGCCCGCUACGUUGAUCCCUUGACUUCGGUGCCUUUCAGGAAUAGCAGCUGUUUCAAAGCGUGCAGAUUGACUUAUUACAAACAGCUGUUGGCAAAAGGCAAUACCAAUCAUCCCUCGAUUAACAAAUUUCAUAGAUGGUUUAGUAAUCAACAUACUGGGCUUAAGAAGGAGUUGAUCAUGCAAGCUCAGAAAUUGAAGAUGGGGACUUAGAAUUUUAAUUUUAAUUUUAAUUUUGUGACUUAAUUAUUAUUUGUUUCCAAACUGUUGUUUUAUUUUUAUCCCUAUUUCGGGAAAUUGGUAUAUGUACAGGGUGGCCCCAAUUCGAGCCUCAUCAUUGGGAUCUCGGAAACCGUAAGAGAUAUGGGGUCGGUUAAAUUAUGGCAAAAUUGCGCAAUUUUAUGACCAUUAGAAUGCCGUUUUGAAACUACAAAGUUUCCGGAGAUAUUCGGAAAAAACCGAAAUUUAGUAAAAUCGUUUUUAUUUUUUCCUGGUCUUAUUUGAAUAGAUAUUUUAAAAUAAAUGUCACUUCAUCGUUGUCACUUUUUCCCCUUUAGAAGAUGGUGCUACUAAAUUUAAAAUUCGACGUUUCGUCUUCAGGCGGCCAUCCUCAAAUUCCUUUUUUUAAAUACGGACCUGGAUUUUUUAUUUGCGAUUUUCUCAUCUUUGGGCAUCCUAAAACCGAUACUGUUUACAAUUUUCCAAUAACACACAGUAAAAAAAGCAGGUCUGUAUUUAAAAAAAAUAAAUUGAUGAUGAUGUCAGAGGAAUGAAACGUUGGAUUUAAAAUUUAAUACAUACCACCAUCUUGUAGAGAAGAAAAAGUGACAAUGGGAAUGUAAAAUUAGUUUUUCACAAUCUUUUUAAAUAAAAUCAGGAAAAAAUUAAAACUAUACCAAAAGAAUCAUGAAUUUCUCGUUUUUCUUAAAUUUUUUCCUAAUUCCAUUUAAAAAGAUUUCGAAAAACUAAUUUGUUCUCCGAAUGACAGUAAAAGCGGGCUUUUAAUGACACUUGACGGGAUCAAAAGUUGUAUUUUUACUGCCUAGGCAGUAAAACUGGACUUUUACUGUCUAGGCAUUAUAAGUGACAGUGUCAC
This is a messenger RNA of Ceutorhynchus assimilis (cabbage seed weevil), 1989 nucleotides long. NCBI's taxonomy places the organism in Eukaryota, Metazoa, Arthropoda, Insecta, Coleoptera, Curculionidae. The record is from the annotation of a GenBank genome assembly.